Molecule: messenger RNA, 3327 nt
Organism: Linepithema humile (Argentine ant)
Lineage: Eukaryota; Metazoa; Arthropoda; Insecta; Hymenoptera; Formicidae
Product: putative leucine-rich repeat-containing protein DDB_G0290503
Source: RefSeq, a predicted model, not a curated record
UAUGUAUACAAUUCGAUGGUAUUGUAAUGUCUCUAUAAUAUACAGUAAUGUAUGUUUCGUUGUCGUUUUGCCGGCACUUUUGCGUACUGAUGCUUUUCGGUUUGCUCUAUGAGUGAAAAAAUAAGCUUUUUAAUUAAAUUCUGCUGAGAAGAGUAAACAUAAAAUAAAGCUAUCUCUCUUGAUACAUCUCUCAGCGCAUUUAGUAUACGAGUGAGCUGCAUACGGUGUGGUGUGGCAGUGUGUUUGAAGUAUAUAUAAGCAAGCUUUACAAUAUAUUAUUUGCGCGUCUAAAGUGAAAAGUUAACCUUCGCAAAUUUCAUCGUGCGAAUAUUAGACAGAUAAUAAGUCAAAUUGUCUGUUUUAAUAAAUGUCCAAUUUUAUCACACAUUCUCCUGCACACAAAUAAAGCUAGGAUAAAAAGAGGGAAAAAGAAAGGAAACAAACUAUGAAUAGAACAGACUUUAUGCAUCCAUUUGUUUCAAAUCACUAGAUUGUUCUCUAUAUUUGGUUGAUUAAAAAUGCCAGGUUGUGCCGCUGUUGGUUGCAACAAUCGCAGUGAAAAAGGGUAUAUUAUGAAAUGUUUUCCUCGCGACCCAACAUUAAGAAAAAUUUGGCAGGAACGUGUUGCCAGGGCAGAUUGGGAACCGUCCAACAAUUCCUUUCUUUGUCACGUGCACUUUGAACCUGAAGAAUGGUCUAUAACACAAAGUGGCAGAAUUAGAUUAAAAAAAAAUGCUGUGCCAACUAUUUUUACCAUAACAUCCACCAGAAAAUCUCCCAAAAAGCGUAUAAAGUUAUCAAACCUAAGGAAUGAAACCAUAAGGAGUGAAUGUGAGAAUGAUUAUAUAACGGAAUAUCUAGAAAAUGAUACGGAGCACUCGUCAACAGGUAAUCUGGAAGAGAAAGAUUCUGAUUCACAAGGUCUUGAUGAUCCAUCUGUACCAUCAUUUAUAUAUCGCCAAGUAAGUCAUUCUCCAACAAUGACGGAGAACAAACAAGUAUUAAGUGAACAGUAUAGAGCCAUUAGCAGCGAUAUUCAACAAGAAAGUAUUAUUUUAAUUUCAAAGGAUAAUAAUAUGCUAGAGAAUAGUAUCAAUGAUCACAACAAUGGAAAGCAAAUGAGAAAUAAUUUAACUCAAAAUCAAAAUAAGAAUGUUGCAAAAACAGGAAUGAAAGGCGAAACUGACCAAGUGUCACUUGAUGAUAGUUAUGAUGAAAUAGAGGAGAAAUUGAAGCAAAUCUGCAAUGGUUAUCGUGAAGAGAAUAUGUCUAAUAAUGUAGAGAAACUAAAUUCAAUUGCUAGAAAUCAGAAAAGAACUUUAGAACAAUCGGCGAUGCAAGUGCCAUUUCACAAAAAUAUAAAUUAUAAAUAUUCGUCGAAGAAUACAAUUGGAAAUAUACUAACUGAUAAUGCGGAAAAUAUAGAGAUAAUUUUUGGCAGUGAAAGCGGAGAAGAAUGUGUACAUGUUUCCAAAUAUACAUCUAAUAAUGUGACUAAUGAGAAUGAUAAAUUGAAUCAGCAUAAUACAGAUAUCAAUAACAUUACUGAUAAACAAAAUGAUAAAACUUGUCUGAAAGAGACAGAAGAAUAUUUUAACAAAGAGCACAGUCAUGUCACAUCAAACAUGAGAGCGGCGAUGAAACGUAAAUGGAGAACUCGAGAGGAGAUUAUGAAGUCUGUAAAAAAAUCAAUUCGAACUGUAUCCUCUCAGGAUACAGUUUUCGUAAGCAACAGUGAUGCUUCGGACAACAAUGUGGAAGUAGAAGAUAAAAUAGAAAAGGAACUGAAUACACCUGAAAGUAUACAAUUUGACAAAGACGAUACUACACAAGCAAAGUUUACAAUCAAGGUGACAGGUGAACGUGAAGAUGUAAUUGAUAUAAUGCAGGAUUUAUUUAAAGAUACUAAAGACUUUACGAUCCAAGAACAUAAUAAUAUGCAUGUACAAGGAAAUGAUACACUUGUUACAUCCGUGAUAACGAUAGAUGACUGCACUCAAGUAAGAACAAAUGCCAAGAAUGAACGCAAUCAUGAUAUUUUACAAUCAAGUAUUACAGAUAUCAAGCCAAGAAGUAACGAUCAUGUGUCAUGUGAUUUCUCAACUUUAAAAAAUAAUGAGUGUCUAGGUACAAGAUUAAUACCAUCGCAUUUCAAUGAGGAGUCUGAUGAUAUAGAUAUAAGUAGCGACUGUUUAUCAUUAGACAUUAACAAGACUGCUGAGCGAGCGACAGCCAUUCAAGCCAUUAGAUACGAUUAUCAGAAAUUGCAGCAGAAGGUGAAAAUGCAAGAGGAUGUUAUCAGAAAAUUAACUAAUCAACUUAUUUUAUACAAGGACUUGGAGAAAGAUUUGAAAAGUAAAACUUUGGCACUCGAAAUAAAGACAAUGUGUGAAUAUGAUACAAAAACGGAUAACGGAUUAUUUUCAGCAAGUUGUAAGAAAAAUAUGGAUUCGAGGCAAACAUUGAUUAAUGAUUUAUCAAACAGAAUAAGUUAUUUUCUAGAUAUGAAUAAAAAAUUAAUGAGAACUAUAACCAUGGAAUGUCAACAAAAAAGAGAACUAGAAGGUCAAAUUAAGCAGAAGGACAAUCUGAUAAAAGAGCUCAAUUGGAAAUUGCAGAAGGCUUCUAAAUUCUUCGAUCGUGCAGUGAAAAAUGUAAAUACGUGUAAAAGAAAGAUGUUAAAUAUGCAAACCGUUAUGAGAAGAAGGAAGCUUUUAGACGAGAAAUUGAGCCACUUUAAUGAAAUGCUGAUAGACAAUGUCAAGGGAGGCUAUUCUGAAAGAGCUCAAGCGAUGGCAAUGGAAAUUAAAAACAUCUGCGGUGAGAAUGGAUACAACAAGUUGUUAAGCUUUGGAUUUCCACUUCCAGCGUUAUCGACUUUGCAAAUCUCCCUGCGCGACAAUUCCUCAAAUUCUAACGAAAGUAGUAAUGAGAUUUCGACAGCUAUUUCUUCAAAACAUAAUGUGGAUGAAAAGCAUAUGGAAUACGAUGGAAUACAUACGAAAAAUGGUAUAAUGGCGCAUUCAAAGAAUCAUGUGGGAAGACCGAAAACGGUUCGCGAAGAAAUCAUAUUAGAUAGCAUAGAGACUGUAACGGGUACAGUUCAAGACAUCUUUGAAGAAAAUAACGAUAUAGAUGACUUCACUACAAUUGAAUUAAGAGACCAUUUUAUUUCGGAACUAAACGCUACUAUGUAGCCACGAUCGAUAAUAUAUCCAUAAUAUACAUACAGUAUAUGUACAAUUUUGAAUUACUCAUUACUUGUAACAUAAAACUUCAUCUCUUAUUUUAAAUAACAAACUCUGAUAUUAAACUAUUAUUCGCAAA